Tachyglossus aculeatus (Australian echidna) is the source of this 1023-nucleotide messenger RNA. It is a transcript of the gene ASB17, whose product is annotated as ankyrin repeat and SOCS box containing 17. Lineage: Eukaryota; Metazoa; Chordata; Mammalia; Monotremata; Tachyglossidae. The record is from RefSeq and is a predicted model, not a curated record. Gene Ontology annotation, biological process: intracellular signal transduction. The coding region runs from base 64 to 951 and encodes 295 amino acids. The transcript has 3 exons.
GACAGGAAUUGCAAUGACUCUAUAGGAGGACUAUGUUUAUAUUACACUGCCUUUUAAGCAGCAAUGAGCAAGUCUUCUACAUUAUGUCUAAAGUCUUCUUUUCCAAGAAGCAAUAUAUUCAGCACUUUAAUUGAUAAAAUUGUUAACAGACCCUCUUUACAGUUCUUACGUCAGAGGGGAUAUCAUUGUUAUGAACCUAGGGUUUAUAGAACUCUGUCAAAAAUCCUGAGGUAUGUUGACUUGGAAGGGUUUGAUGUCCUUCUCACCGAUUAUAUCACAUUUGUGGAGGAAUCGGGACAGCACUUUGAAUUCAAUUUUAAUUUUGAAUUUACUGAGAUCUGCAUAAAUACAAUCCUGUAUUGGACCUUUGCAAGGAAAGGUAACCCUCAGUUUGUGGAAUUGCUUCUGAAGAGGACCAAAAACUACAUUCAAGACCGAAGCAGUAAAGUGGCACUGAUAUGGAGAACUUUCACACCAGUAUACUAUCCAAGCCCUCUGAGUGGCAUCACGCCGUUGCUUUAUGUCGCUCAGAGUAGGCAAUCCAAUAUCUUUAAAAUACUUCUACAGUAUGGAAUUUUAGAAAGAGAAAAAAAUCCCAUCAACAUUGUGUUAACGAUACUGCUCUACCCUUCAAGAGUGAGAAUAAUGGUUGAUCAUGAAUUAACAGACAUUUGUGACGACGCUAAAACAUGUUUAGUGCUAUGCUCCAGAGUUCUUUCUGUCAUUCCAAUCAGAGAAGUUGAGGCACAGUUGCAUUUAGGAAGACGUCCAAUUAUUUCUAACUGGUUGGAUUACAUUCCCGCAGCAAGGUACAAAGAGCCAUGUGAACUUCUGCAUCUUUGUCGACUGACCAUAAGGAAUCAACUGUUAACCAGCAAUAUGCUCCCAAAUGGAAUAUGUUCGCUCCUAAUUCCUGUUUGUCUCCAGGACUACCUCAAUUUAGAAAGUUAAUUCACUUCCUUAGGCUGAAUUCCUAAGGGUGACACGCUGUAAGAUCCAGAAAUUAAUAAACAAUUACCUACA